AUGUGGAGCUCACCAGGGCCCAUCUCGGCAUUUGUGAUGCUGGUUGUUGCCGCCGUGCACGCGGGAGUGAAGGUGACCCCAGAUGUGAAGUACACCAAGACGAAGCCCUUACAGCUGGCGGAGAACUACACGCUCGACACAGCUGAUUUCUUCUUCAACUGCUGCGACUGCUGCCCGCCUGCCGUGGGGCCCCGGGGGCAGCCGGGGGAGGAGGGACCCCCAGGUCCCAAGGGGGAGAAGGGAGAUGCUGGUCUGCAAGGUCCGCCGGGAACUCCAGGUCCUCAAGGUCCAAAAGGUUCUAAAGGAGAAAGAGGGGAGCAAGGCGAGAGAGGAGUAAGUGGAAACCCCGGUUAUCCAGGCAAACCUGGGCUGCAAGGUGAAAGUGGAGUAAAAGGCAAUAAGGGCAACUACGGCUUCCCUGGACUGAAGGGGCAAAAGGGGUCCAAAGGGGACACUUGUGAGAACGGGACCAAAGGAGAGAAGGGAGAUAGGGGGGAUGCUGGAGACUCGGGAGCGGAUGGAGGACAGGGUGACAAAGGGGAAAAGGGAGACACAGGGGAGAAGGGGUAUUGUGGGGAGCCGGGGGGGAGAGGUGCGAAGGGAGAAAGAGGGGAAGGGGGGACAAAGGGAGAAAAAGGGAGCAAAGGGGAGAUGGGGGUUGAGGGAAUUCAGGGGGUGGACGGAAAACAGGGAGAAAAGGGUGAGAGAGGAAGUAAGGGUGAAAAAGGGGACCUGGGGCCCACCGGUGUGAUGGGACCUUCUGGGCCCAAGGGGGUCACCGGCAGCAAGGGGGGCCGAGGGGCCCCGGGAAAGAAAGGCUCCCGUGGGGCGAAGGGUGCCCGAGGGGACACCGCAAAGCUCCUGCGAUCAGCCUUCAGCGCCGGCUUGUCCAAGCCCUUCCCUCCGCCCAACGUCCCCAUCAGAUUUGACAAGAUCUUGUACAACGACCAAGAAGAUUACAACCCUUCCACCGGGAAAUUCAACUGCAGCGUGCCCGGGGCGUACGUCUUCGCCUACCACCUGACGGUGAGAGGGCGUCCGGCCCGCGUCAGCCUCGUCGCCCGCAGCAGGAAGGUGGCCAAAGCCCGUGAGACGCUCUACGGCCAGGAGAUCGACCAGGCUUCCUUCCUGACCAUCCUGAAGCUGAGCGCGGGUGAUCAGGUGUGGCUGGAGGUUGCACGGGACUGGAACGGGGUCUACGUCAGUGCUGAGGACGACAGCGUCUUUACGGGGUUUCUUCUGUAUCCAGAUGUUUUUGAGGUCCUGCUAUAG
Molecule: messenger RNA, 1272 nt
Organism: Pelecanus crispus (Dalmatian pelican)
Lineage: Eukaryota; Metazoa; Chordata; Aves; Pelecaniformes; Pelecanidae
Source: RefSeq, a predicted model, not a curated record